AUGGGCGGGCCGGCAGGCACAAGGGUCAUGUUCAAGGUAUCGAGCCAGCUGGAUCUGACGGCAUGCUCCGACUACAUGUACGCGGCAUUCGGAUCGCAAAAGUGCGAGGUUGACGUGCGCAAGACGGGCAUGUCGUGCGAGGACGGUAGCGCCUGGGUGUUCGGCAUCACGACGGUGGCGCCACAGUUCAUGCUCACCAACUGCGCGUCGCCCGCGAGCGUUCCGCUGACGCUCUAUGUGGACGACGGCAGCGACGGCAUGGCGCGCGUGGUGAGCGGCGGCACGUUUACUUAUCACCUAGAUGACGCGCAUGCGCAUGGCGGCCCGCUAUCCAGUAGUGUCGGUGCAACCGGUGACUUGGGUCAGCAGCAUGAGGACGCCAGGCACAAGACCGGGCCGAACGCCCACGUGGACGCCCACAGCACUCCGGCAACACCUACUGCCCAGCCCCAGCCUCAACAGAUGCACCAAGACCAGCAGCACCAGGAUCACCAGCAGCAACAAAACCACCCGCACCCGCACCAGCACCCGCACCCGCCGCACUUGACUGUCCGCACAUCAGACAUCGCCAGCCCGGGACAGCACCAGCACCAGCACCAGCACCAGCACCAGCACCAUGACCAACACCAGCAGCAUCAAGAAGAUCAGCUGCAUACCCACGGCAUCUCGUCGGACGCGACUACAAAUACCUACCCCUACACUCCUGUCUCUGGGGUCCCCGUCGCCGAGACACAGAUCCCAACAGACGCACCGCACAUGCAGACCGACGACGACGCCAGCAACGCCGCCGCUACUGCAUACAACCAAGCAAGCACAGAUAUGCUUGGCUCCUACAGGAGCCGGGUAUCCUUUGGAGACCACUACCGCCCGCCGAGCCUGCGCCAGAGUUCGGGCGCCUGGCCGACCUACGGUUCCCAGGAUGCAUCCGAGAGAUACGACAUCGUCCGCGAGGCGGCGCUCGCGCACUCGCAGGGUAGCAUGAUGAGGCAAAACAUCACGGUGUCGCCGAGGGCGUCGCACCACGCCGACGCGAGCUCAUCCAACUUGAUGCGCACUAGCAUCCUUGCCGCUUCGACACAAAGCCACAGCUAUGGCAGUGGUAUCUACUCGACGGGCUGGGCGGGCGCGACGCCGCCCCCGCGCAAGGCGGAGCUCGUCAUGAGGCCCGACGAGCUCAACAGCAUGGCCGACAUCAACAGCUGGACUCAGGAGGAGUGGGCCAACAAGCGGCGCAUAGUCAUGUUCACCAAGAAGCAAACCGGCUCCCAGCUCGCAGCGUACUGCAAGCCAGUGCCUGUGGGUGACCGGCCGCCCAACGCCAUCUGCAUCAGCUGCAUCUGGUGGGCCGAGAGGAAGGACUGCUUUGUCACGUCGGUGGAUGCCAUCUACCUGCUCGAGCGACUGAUCGUGCCGCCCAGGAACAACAAGUUUGACGUUGAGGAGAAGAACCGGAUCCGUCGCAACCUGGAAGGGAACAAGCCCAUCACGGUCAGCAAGAACCGCCGCGACACGGAGGAUUUCUUCAAGGUCAUUAUGGGCUUUGGCAACCCCAAGCCGCGCAACAUCGAGAAGGACAUCAAGGUAUUCUCAUGGAAGGUAUUGGAGACGGCCCUGCGGAAGAUCGUGUCCAAAUACAGCUACAGUCCUCCGUCGGUCCCCUCUGCCCACCACCUAGCCCCAGCCCCGACCCACCACCUCGUCACCCCGGUCAGCCUGCCUGCUUUGCCGGCCGUCACAUACCCCGGUCUCCCACCAACGCCAGUCUCAGCGACAACUGCCACAGAUCCCUCCAUGGCCGCAGGCUACGUCAGCAUGGCCACCGCACACGGACACCACACCCAUAUGGACCACGGCCUGCCAAGCCCACGCUCCCUGCCUCCAACCUCGUCCUGGGCCACGUCGUAUCCGACGAGCAGCACACGUACAAUCUCACCCGGGCUCGGCAAACCUCCCUCUCCUCCAGGCUCGGGUCUCCGUAUCUCGACUCUCUCGUCGACCAUCUACGACACACGAUCGCCUAGCCAUUCGGCCCGCAGCGCUGGUGGCGCCUACGGCCUACACGCAAGCCCUCACCACCACAUGAGUCACGGUGGCGCCGUGGGUACUGGCCGCUACGACCCCUAUGAUGUGUCAAUCCCAAGCUACGCCAGCACCAGCCACACAGACCCGUACGGUACACAUGCGGGUGGUCAUCAUGGCCCCUCUGUGUAUGGUACCCACGGUGGCUAUGGUGGUGACACCACUCACAGGGGUUGAAACCGCUCCUCUCCCUUUUGCUCGUUUUCAUUCACUUCUAGGGAUAUGGACUUUUGGGCUGGUCGCUAGCAAGCGCGCGCCGGUAAACUUUGGGCAAGGAUGUUUGUGCCGAUGGAAGAUACCCUGUUUGGCCAUUUGACGCCAGAUAUCAUUUCCUUUCUCUUUUUGUACUUUUCUCUGCUUCCAUUUAUUUUCUUUGCAUUUUCUCAUCAUUUUCCUUUUUCUAUUUUCGUUCCUCCUUCCUUUUCCCUGUUUCCUCUUCCCGCGCAUCUGCGCCAACCCUUCCCACACCGGAUGGCGGCUAAUCCUCCGUUGGCGAGGGCUUGAGGGAUGGCAGGAUGGGUGGGGACGUCACUGUGGGCAAGCAGCAUGGAAGAAAUGGCAAAUCAUAGACGGACGGACGCAUGGGAAAUGUGGGAGGGUAUGGAAGGGAGGAAUUCUGUUGUUUUUGGCGGGAAUGGGGGGGGGUGUUUCGAACCAGGGCUUCGAGCUCCCGUGAGCCUGUCAUUUGAGUGGGCCUCGACUCACGAGGGACCUGGGUGGGUUGUCUUCUUGGAGGGGUUGACGGGCGGUGCACAUGGCGUUAGGCAGUUUCCAUUACUUUUUCUCCUGUUUUUUUUUCUCUCUCUCCCUUUGCCUUUUUCCCCUUUCCACGUCCGCUUUUCCCCUCCUCUCCUCCUCUCCUUGUGUCCCUGGUCGCACUGCUUAUCACCGGCAUAUCCGGUUAAGGAUACCACUGGAGCGAAGUCGCGGCCGCCAUAGCAUGCACAUAGACGGUCUGGGUUGGUUUUGCUCUCCAUAGUCAUAAUCGUCAUCAGCUCAUCAUUUUUACCAGCCCGAACCCCGCCCUUUGGUUGCCAUAAUGCUAGGAGUUGGGCAGGUAGUGGAAGGAAAGGGGAAGAGACGAAAGGCGAUUGGUAUCCACACGCACGCGCGCACACUUGCCACUCGAAAUAGUUGUAACAUCAUAUCAUAUUCCACAUCUCACCUUUUCUGGUCCGCGCAAACGGCUGAGGAGGGCACGGCUAAACUAAG
This is a messenger RNA of Gaeumannomyces tritici R3-111a-1, 3291 nucleotides long. RefSeq names its product medusa. The record is from RefSeq and is a predicted model, not a curated record. Gene Ontology annotation, cellular component: nucleus. Bases 1 to 2256 code for a protein of 751 amino acids. Lineage: Eukaryota; Fungi; Ascomycota; Sordariomycetes; Magnaporthales; Magnaporthaceae. The transcript has a single exon.